GCGACCGUUCCACAAGUAAACUUUGAGAGGCUUAGCUAAUUAACAGAUAGCAAAAUUUUGCACAUUUGCUUCUUCAUAAUAAACGCUCAAAAGGGCACUAGUUAACGCCAGAGUAUAUUUAGUUUUAGUAAAUUGAAAAACGGAUAAGUGGAAAAGGAAAACAGUAGUGAAAGUUAACGAAAUAAGAUUAGCGUUACAAGAACCGGUGUAACCUAGAAUGUCAAAAAAAUUAGUGGAUAUAAUCCAAAUCGAACAACAUUGCACUAUUGUUUCUACAUACUUUAAAAAAGUUGUGUAAAUUUACGUCUCUAGAUGCACAUAAAAGGAGCGUCGCAAUUACAUAUCAAAGCAUGUCAAAAUGAGUCAUGGAUAUCAUUAAUUUUACAGCUAACGGAACUGAAGUUGACAUCGAAGCAGACACAAUAUUUAUUUUCACAUGUUGACAGAUGUCAUCAUUAAAAAAAUUACGAGAUGCAUGAAUUUACGUCAAGUGAAAGUUUAAUUUUUCCGAAGAGUAUAGUUUCGUAGUUUGGGUAAUCCUGUUUUGUAUUAGGAAAUUAAUCUCACCAUAGUUUGCGAAGAAAUAACUCAAACUGAUAAUCGUUUACCUAAGGUGAUGACUACAACCAAAUCUGCUCUCAUUCGCGAAGAAACUUCUGAUGCGAUACAUAGAAUUGUUCUCGGUUUCCCAGACAAUUAUCAAACAUUGCUUUUGGAGCCAAUCUUUGCCGAUUUGGGUGGUAUAUGCAAAAAAAUCACUGCACUAACUAACUACACUGCACUGGCUAACUACAGAGAAACAGAGGAAAGUUAUUUGCAAAGUGGUGAGCUACAGAAAAAAUGGAAAGUGUAAAGUCGCAGAGAAUGGGCGCCAUAACCGAUGUUGAAGAGGAAAGUGCUAACGAAAAAUCCGAAGUGGUCAACAAGAUUCAACGUGUACAGGAUAGGUCAAUCACUGUGUCACUGAGCAACGAUACAACCUGUGGGUUUUGGAUUUUAAAAGGAAAAUAUUUACAGAUAUUCGCCAACAAAAGAUCCUUUGUCUUCUUGAACGGAGUGAUCGGAUGUCUUGUCACCGGGAGUUACUCCUAUUUCAGUGGAACCAUCAGCACCAUAGAGAAAAGAUUCAAAAUUCCCAGCCGGAACACCGGAAUCAUUUCCGUCGGAAACGAUAUCAGUUCGCUGUUCCUGUCGACCGUGCUGAGCUAUUACGCUGGUAAAGGUCACCGUCCGCGCUGGUUGGCGUUCAGUCUGUUGACAAUCGUUGCCUUUUGUUGGCUCAAUGCGUUACCUCAUCUGAUCUAUGGACCGGGUGAAGCUGCACUCGGUUUGACCACGAACUACCACGAAGCCGCUGAUGACAAUUCAACAGAGAUAGGCUAUGGUGUUCCAAAAGGUGGAUCGUUAUGUCGCUUGGAAAGGAUUAGGGAUACCGAAUGUGAACUCGAAGAAGGCAAUUUCGCUCCGCAGGUGAUCCUGUUUGUCGCUCAACUCAUCUCCGGUAUAGGCAGUACGAUGCAUUACAAUCUGGGUAUUUCCUACAUGGAUGAUAACAUAAAAAAGUCCAAAUCUCCGGCACUUAUAAGUGUUUCUUUUUUCAUGAGGAUGUUGGGCCCGGCCAUGGGAUACACGCUGGCCUCGUACUGUCUGGAACUGUACAUUUCACCGACACUGACACCGACAAUCACAAAUGAGGAUCCACGCUGGUUAGGUGCUUGGUGGAUCGGAUGGCUGGUGUUGGGAUCGUUAACGGCAAUAUUUGCCUUGCUUAUUGCAAUGUUCCCCAGGCAGCUGCCACGAAUUGCUGCACGGAACAGAAUGUUGGCUGAGAAACGGAAACUAAAACUGUCUCUUAUGGAUCCUAAAGAGAAAAGUGACCGACCGGUUUCAUUCGAGGAUAUGAUUGAAGCUUUCAAGCGUUUGGUGAAAAACAAAACCCUCAUGUUGAAUAAUUUCGCAACCGUUUUCUACUUUUUUGGUUACAUGCCAUACUGGAUUUUCACUCCGAAGUACAUUGAAACGCAAUACAAACAGUCUGCAUCUACGUCUAACUUCGUUACUGGAACGGUGGCAAUGACAUUUUCAGCGAUUGGAAUUCUGGUUUCGGGUCUAGUGAUUACAAGAUACAAACCACGUGCACGCUACUUGGCAGCAUGGAAUGUACUAGUCGGGAUUUCAUCGGUGAUGGGAAUGAUCACCUAUGCCUUCCUGGGAUGUCCAGCUAGCGAGAGUUCUGUUACGAUCAAUGAUCCAUCAGCGUGUACUUCUGUAUGUCAUUGUGACUUUGUACAGUACUCACCAAUUUGUGGAGAAGACGGCAACACUUACAUUUCUGCGUGCCAUGCUGGAUGCAAAAAUCAGCAACGAAUCGAAGAUGUUGAGACAUACAACCAGUGUUCGUGUGUAUUUGAUAAAAAUAUCUCCUCAAAUUUCGUACAACCAUCAAAUAGUAGCUUAGAUAGUUUCAAUUCUUUCAAUAGAGAGCCGGCGGAUAACGGCAAGGCCUUGGACGGACCAUGUCCGGUGGGCUGUCAGAGUGAAUUUCUUAUCUUCCUAGUGGUGAUGUGUUUCCUGAAGUUUUCCGGUGCAACGGGAUUGACCAGCAACUUGUUGGUGUCGGUGCGGUGUGUCGAGAUUGAGGAUAAAACCGUUUCGAUUGGCCUGGGAAUGUUCAUGGUCAGUCUGAUGGCACUAAUACCGAGUCCGAUCUUCUACGGAUAUGUCCUGGAUUCCACUUGUCUGGUAUGGGGGAAGACAUGUUCGGGACAAGGCAACUGCUGGUUGUAUGAUGGAGAAUCCUUGAGGUACCUGUUGAACUACACAGCAGCGGCGUUUGUGCUUCUAGGGACAACAUUAGAUUUGGGAGUGUGGUAUUACGUCAAGGAUCUAGAGAUAUUCAAUGAUGAUGAUAUUUAACCAGCAAACAGCAAAACUAGGUUGGUUGCAGAAGCGUCUAAAUUUUCACUAAUUCCUGUAGCUCCCAUGUUUAACUUCGCAUUACUCUGAUAUAUUUUGAUUUCAGCAUCUAAUCAUUAAGAAAAAAAAGAAUUAGUUGUGAAUUAUAAGUAUUAAAAAUAUCGAAUACC
Messenger RNA from Malaya genurostris, 3086 nucleotides. RefSeq names its product solute carrier organic anion transporter family member 74D-like. The transcript is spliced from 7 exons. Lineage: Eukaryota; Metazoa; Arthropoda; Insecta; Diptera; Culicidae. Gene Ontology annotation, biological process: transmembrane transport; sodium-independent organic anion transport. Gene Ontology annotation, cellular component: membrane. Gene Ontology annotation, molecular function: protein binding. The record is from RefSeq and is a predicted model, not a curated record. Bases 841 to 2916 code for a protein of 691 amino acids.